AAUUAAAAUGGAGUGCAUAAACUGGAUUGGAAUUCAUUAAUUAAAUUAAAAAUAUUGGAUGAUUGUUAGUUGAUAAAGAUUCGAAUCGAAAUAUUUUACAGGUGUCAACGUAACUGCCAACGACAUCAUAAAUUCAUCUUCUCCCGCCUCCGUCCUAUAUUAUUCUUCCCUACAAAAUCUCUCUCCCAUUCAAUCAUUCUUCCUCCCUCCCCUGCAAUCUUUCUGUCUUUAUUUCUAUGGUGGAAUUGGAAUUGGCAUUGGCAUUGGGAUUGGAGUAUAUGAUAAUAGACCGCAAGGAAUUGAAGAACAAAGAUAUAUCCUAAAAAAUGGCGCAUUCCGAUCCCAACAUGCCGGUGGGCCAAACCGACGAGGAUUUUAACGGGCGUAAGAGCAGCUACUCGGCGUACGAUCCUAACGUCCGCCUGAGCGUGGAUGGGUCGCCGACCAUGUUGUCGCCGUGGAACCAGAACUCCCCGUUCGCCAAGUCUCCAUGGUCGCAAUCGCAAAGCGCGGCGGGGGCGGGGGCGAUGGGGAUGAACAAUGCGGCGGCGCAGAAUCUCCCGCAGAACUGCCUGAUUGGGUCUCUGGUUAGGGAGGAAGGGCAUAUAUAUUCUCUGGCUUCCCGGGAUAAGAUUCUGUACACGGGGUCGGACAGCAAGAACAUUCGGGUGUGGAAGGACAUGAAGGAAUUCGCGGCUUUCAAAUCCAACAGUGGGCUGGUGAAGGCCAUCGUGAUAUCCGGCGACCGGAUUUUCACGGGCCACCAGGACGGGAAGAUUCGGGUGUGGAAGGUGAACCAGAAGAACCCGGGAGUGUAUAAACGGGUGGGGACGAUGCCGACGUUCUUUGAUAUUUUCAAGGCGUCGUUGAAGCGGAGCGCGGUGUAUAUAAAACAUUCCGACGCGAUUUCCAGUUUGACCAUGGAUACGGAGGACGGGCUGUUAUACUCUGCGUCGUGGGACAGGACUUUCAAGGUGUGGAAGACGGAGAGCUCCAAAUGCGUGGAGUCCGUGAACGCGCACGACGACGCCGUCAACUCGGUGGUGGCCAGCGUGGAGGGGAUGGUGUACACCGGCUCCGCCGACGGGAGCGUCAAGGUUUGGAGAAGAGAAAUGGCGGGGAAGGGCACCAAGCACGUGUACUUACAGACGCUGCUGAACCAGGAGUGCGCCGUCACGGCGCUGGCCGUCAACAAGGAGGGAUCGGUUCUGUACUGCGGCUCCUCCGACGGGGUCGUCAACUUCUGGGAACACGACAAGCACUUGUCCCACGGCGGCGUUCUCAAGGGGCACAAGCUCGCCGUCCUGUGUCUCGCGGCGGCCGGGAACCUCAUUUUCAGCGGCUCAGCGGAUAAGACCAUCUGUGUUUGGAGGAGGGUGGGGUCGGUUCAUACGUGCCUCUCCAUCUUGACCGGUCACAAUGGGCCGGUUAAGUGCCUGACGGUGGAGGAGGACCAGGAGUCGAUCGGGAAAUGGGUGGUUUACAGUGGGAGCUUAGAUAAGUCUGUGAAGGUGUGGAGUGUUUCUGAAGCCGCCACUGAUUUGCAGAAGAUGGGAAUGGCAUGA
Molecule: messenger RNA, 1565 nt
Organism: Ipomoea nil (Japanese morning glory)
Lineage: Eukaryota; Viridiplantae; Streptophyta; Magnoliopsida; Solanales; Convolvulaceae
Product: myosin heavy chain kinase B-like
Exons: 1
Coding region: 327-1565 (412 amino acids)
Molecular function (GO): protein binding
Source: RefSeq, a predicted model, not a curated record